This is a messenger RNA of Haliotis rufescens (red abalone), 1527 nucleotides long. Its product is annotated as low affinity immunoglobulin epsilon Fc receptor-like. Gene Ontology annotation, molecular function: signaling receptor activity. The record is from RefSeq and is a predicted model, not a curated record. The coding region runs from base 27 to 851 and encodes 274 amino acids. Lineage: Eukaryota; Metazoa; Mollusca; Gastropoda; Lepetellida; Haliotidae. The transcript is spliced from 3 exons.
UCGUCCCCUAUUCUGACACAUUGAACAUGACUAUUGACUGUAGGUUGUUAGCACUGCAGUUUAAACAAGUCACGAUGACGAUUGCUAAGCUCCGCGCUGUAGCUACCGUGUUUUACUUGAUGUUAAUAACGGGCCUUGAUAUGGUAGAACAAAAACAUAAUGACACAGAUUCCUGCAUGCUAAGAAUAAAAGAAAACGAAAGUCGCGUUCGCGUCGAAGUGGCAAGAGAGAUGAGGGAAGAGAUGAAAAACGAAGUGAAGUCGCAGUUCAAGCGAUUUCAACUCUCAAGGAAUAAGAGGGCACAACGACAGGGGGAAGUGGAUUUGUCAAAUGAGGUUCGAGUUCUCGAGGCUGCUCUCUUAGAGUGCACCGUGCUUGUUGUUGCAACUUCUACGACAUGUCGGAUAGGGAAGUCCACGAUGACAAACACGUCAGUAAAACCAGUGUCGUGUCCAGGUGGGUUUGUGAGAUUUGAAGACCACUGCUACUUACUGUCACUGGAAGAAAACAACUGGACUACUGCAAGAACUACAUGUCGUAUCAUGGGUGCCGACCUCGUCUCCAUCAAUACACAAGCUGAGAACGACUUUCUGGUCUCAGCAAUAAAGAAAUAUUUCCCACCGGGAACCGGAGGAUAUAUAUUCUGGCUUGGGAUGAUCUAUGUAGGCGGAAAGAACAUGUGGGCUGAUGGCACUGAGGUGGGCUUCACUGACUGGAUUCCAUCGCCGUUACCUUCCUGUAAGGGCGAACCGUGUAAGGCAUAUAUUACAACGUAUCGUUCAACCUACAAGUGGAGUGGUGGACAAAAGAAGUAUGUACACUUUUCUAUUUGUGAGAAGGAUGCAGCCUAGAGAAGGAGCAGAAGGUUCCUCUAUAGUAAAUCAUAAACACAUGCUCAAGAUGCAGUCGGAUUCGGACAAUCGACUUUGCUUGUCGCACAGAUUUCUUGUGGCCAUGGAAAGGGAUGUGUCUAUUGUACUUAGAGCUGUAGCAAAUGGCAACGCUAUAUUAGAAGGAUGCGUCCCAGAGGAAGGUUCUUCUCUUCAGUGGGUGUUUUGUGCUUAAGGCUAAAGAAAAAGAAAUUGAAUUUUAGGUGUUGUUGAUAUUUCGACGAGUAUCGUUGUUGACGGAAACGUCCAGUGUCCAGCGGUGUUGUCACGUUUUCCUGCUCCGAGUGCCGUCCGAAAGCAAGUCCGAAGGGUGUGGCGUAAACGUGUGGAGCAGGGAUCUGAUCACAAAUUGUUUUCAACAGUGCAUCUCGUUUGCCAACUUCAUUGUGGGACGCAGAUAAUACACCGCAUGCACACAUAUCACGUUGUAAUAUGAAGCCAUGUGCUAGACCUACAUGGUGACUACACCUUGAUCGGCACUUGUUAUGAACUGUUCUCCUGUGUCUGUAGGAUGAUUUCAUGAAUGAUAGGAAAGAGCUCAGCGAAUAUCACUUUCAAAGGCAGCAGAUAAAGGACCCAUGAAGAUUCGGGUUAGAAGUGGGCUUCAGCAAACCAUGCUUGUCGUAAGAGGCGUCUA